UUAUAGGAUUAUUGUUUAUCAAAAUUUUAGAAAUUUUCUCUCUAAUAAUUAAUCGGAAUUUUCGACAAACUUUCUGUAAUAUAUAAUAUAAUAUUAAUGUAAAAGUUCAUAUCUAAUGCUAAAAGUCGCUGAAAUUUGUGACUUCUUUUUAGCUUGCCUUCAAUUGGCGCCAACUAUAAAAAUCUCUAAGAGCAAUUGUUAAACAAUAAAAUAAGUUUUGUGAAAAACACUGUGCAAAGUGUACACAUAAACAAUGUUUAAUAUCAUUACUAAAGUGAUACAUUAUAAAGAAUUUUAAGUGAAUCUGUGUACAAACGUUAUUAUAAGUAAGAGUGACAUUAAUGCUAUAUAGAAAAUAGGUUAGAAAAAUAUCUCGCGUUCCGAUUUUGAGAACUUUUGCAUUUGCACGCUCUUAUGCAAGUUGCAAUGUUAAUCCCGGCAAUUAGAAAAAGUGUUCCGUGCAAUCUACGAAGAAUUAUUGCAUGUGUUGCUUAUAGAAACAAAACGAGAACAAAGAUCCCACGAUAUUAUAAUGAAUCAAAUCUACUGUCUACAUCGCUUCCGAAUUUUGCUUCCUGUAGAAUUUAUAGCACCGAAUCGGAGGUUUUCUUGCCUAUGCUUGUGGAUGGGGCUCCUACACAUAUACCGUCUCUUUUAACCCCAUUGAAGCUUCUCUAUUUAUCAGCUUUUAGAAUCACUCCACACAUAGAUGAAGAAUUUAAUGUUGAUGAGUUUCUUAAAGGAGCCAAAUAUGCAACAGUAGUAAUAUCUAAAGCUUUAACAAAUAAAGAUUAUGAAUCCUUACAAGGCCUCGUAACAGAAGAUAUGAUAGAGAUUUUAAAAGCAAAGAUCGAGACCCUUAGUCCUAAUCAAAGGCAAUUAAUUGCAGUAGAUGAGGGUGACAUGUUGUUUUAUAUUUUAUCUGAUAUUGCAGCUACAAUAGGUGAGGAGCAUUCCAUUAAAAUUACAAUAAUUUGUCAUUAUAUCCAAGGUCUUGCUGAGAAAAAAAAUAAAAUGAUGAGUGGAAUGGUAGAUUUUACCACAUCAACAAAACACUUAGUAUGUAAUUAUACAUUCACCCGUAAGUAUGUAAAUAAUAUUGGAGGUCCAUGGAUUGCAACUUUUGUAAAUCAUUACACUGUGUCAUAGAGAGAUUUGCAAAAUAUAUAGUUUGAGAUAAAAAUUUGUGCUAAUCUAUUUAGCUAAUUAUUGUUGGUAUUGGAAAAUUAUAAGUACUAGUCAUCUCUCUACAAUACUUUAUAUAUUUUUUAAUAAAAAAUCAAGGUAAUAUGUAAGAUUA
Messenger RNA from Formica exsecta, 1300 nucleotides. RefSeq lists its product as uncharacterized. NCBI's taxonomy places the organism in Eukaryota, Metazoa, Arthropoda, Insecta, Hymenoptera, Formicidae. The transcript has 3 exons. Gene Ontology annotation, cellular component: mitochondrial inner membrane. The record is from RefSeq and is a predicted model, not a curated record. Gene Ontology annotation, biological process: inner mitochondrial membrane organization; protein insertion into mitochondrial inner membrane from matrix. The coding region runs from base 415 to 1149 and encodes 244 amino acids. Gene Ontology annotation, molecular function: ribosome binding.